This is a messenger RNA of Pseudo-nitzschia multistriata, 2359 nucleotides long. NCBI's taxonomy places the organism in Eukaryota, Bacillariophyta, Bacillariophyceae, Bacillariales, Bacillariaceae. The record is from the annotation of a GenBank genome assembly.
AACUGUAAUUGAGACGUACUUUUGUGCGUACCGUAUCGUACGUAUGUAGGAGUACUCCAAAUACAGUAAUACAGUACUGUACUGUAAUAAUACUGUCCUGUAAUAUGGCGCUCUUACCGUACGUACGGCAGUAGCAGUCUUAUUUCGUACCGAACUAUCAGAAAUAAUUCAAGACGAUCAAUCCAUGAGAUGCAAACUGCAGCAGGUGUCUUUAAUAGCUAUGUCUGCCUACGAAUGAUCAGCGUAAUGAUACACAAAAGGAGCUAGUCGCCGUCUUCACAACUCUUGCCGAAUCCAUUCCAAACAGGAGACUUCUGAUAAACUCUUAGCAUCAAGUUCGGACAGAAAAAAUCUGAUCUGACCCGACCAUAAUCCAUAAUCGAAAAAAGACGACAACUCACGAUGGGGAAGCGAAGAUCUAGAAUACCGCCGAGGUUCUCUGCACCCGCAAACGAGAAAAAAAAGUCUAAGAUUCGUGCUGGGAGGCUCAUUCGCGGGUUGAUUAUAGUUUCUUUGACUAGUGUAACAUACUUCAUUUACUUUUUGUCACUUAUGGACUACAGUGAUAUUAGUGGUUCUUACCAUCCGAUCGCUGAUGCCCUUGGCUAUCUGGACGCAAAUCAGAAACAAGUCCAGGUAAUAGAAGAGAAGUUAAAAGAAACUCAUAUAGGAAAGAAUUCCAAAAUUCCCGGAGCCAAGCAAAUAGGAAAACAAAUAGAAAAUAAUCCCAAGAUCAACGAAGACAAGCAAGCUGAAAAGACGAUGGAUGACGAAGAGAAUCAAAUGAAAAAGAUAAUGGUCAAAGUKGGGGGUGAAGAUAUCGAGAUUCCAUCAGCGCAAACAUUAUUAACGAGCAAACCUCCCUUUGAGGAUUCAGAUGUGAUCACGUUAUUUCCUGCGGAUUCGAAAGAAAAACUUUUGAUCAAAGCACCGAACACCGUCGUUACAGGGUAUUUUCGAGUGAAAUCCAAAUACCAUUCCAGUGAAUACGAUGGUUGGAUGAGAAAUAUGCUGAGUCUUCAGGAUGCGAUGGUUGUCUUUACAGAGCCAGAUUUAGUAGACCAAAUCAAAGAAUUGAGAAGUCACGCCGUAAAUAGAACCAUUAUUGUUCCAGUGACUAUGGAUGAUCUCCCUAUUGGAAGACUUUAUUCCGAAACGUUUUGGAAAGAUCAAUUGGAUCGAGAUCCAGAACAAAGAAUUCAUCGCUCCUAUCAACUUUUUUGGAUUUGGCUUAGUAAAUCGUGGUGUGUGACGCAGGCGAUACGGUUGAAUGUCUUCGACAGCGACCUUUUUGUUUGGUCUGAUAUUGGCUGCUUUCGGAACAAAAAAUACAAUUCGAAGACUUUGGUAUUGCACCGUGAAAAUGUGCCAGAUCAUGAGAUGCUUCAAAUGGCUCACCACGUACCGAACCCACCAAGUGAGGUAUUGUUCAACGACAAAUACAAGAAGCCAGCUAACUUUUAUCAUAGCGGAUCGCAAUUUGUUGGAUAUAAAGACGCAUGGCUGACUUUCCACAAGUACUUUUUGGAGACAAUUGAUCGCUUCUUGAAGAAGAAUAUGAUUAUUGUUGAGGAUCAAGCUGUUUUACAGAGCGUUUGCUUAUCUCAUCCAGAAAUAUGUGCCUAUGUGCCUUUCAAAUUGGUAAAUGACAACCACUACUUUGGACUUCGACAUGUCCUGCAUUAUGGAGGGAAUCUGGAGUACUGGCGGUAUAAGCCAAAUAUUGGUUCGCGUUAGAGAGAAACGAAGUACUUGGAAGACUCGACUAAAUUGUGUUCGUAUCUACUUUCAAGUAAAUACGGAGCAUGACACAGAGACGGAGACCGAGAGUGCACUUUGGAACUCAUAUCACUGGAAUAAAUCUGGACAGCAUGCCGAAAUCAGAAAAAAAUCCAAAAGCUUGAAAAUUUUCAAAUUUUCGGGAAACCAAGUUUUUGUCAAAAAACGCCCUCACAGACCUGCACAAAUUUGCACCUCUGGCUAGCCAAGACGUACCUCUGGUAUUCACGAUGUCAUUCUAGAGCAAUUUGGCGUUAAUUUAGAGUUCAUAUUAAUCUUAUUCAUUGGGUCAUUCCCGUUAUUCUAAAUGUGCUAGUUUAACAUAUUUAGCACAUUUAGAAUAGUGGGAAUAACAUUUCCAAGGGACAGAAAACAGGGAAUGCUGGCUUGUUGCCGGUCUUUUUGGGAAUUUGGAAUCUUAACUACAGUACACUUCAACAUAAAGACUAAAAAGCGGAAUUGGUGCACACGCCACUUUGGUGGUACUAAGAUAAACAUGAAAUUUCAUCUGUACAAAAUAUAUGCCACUACUAGAGAUAUUCCUGUUAGUAAAAGGAACACAUAAAUUUCAGAUACUCAC